GCGUGGCCAGUUAGAAGGCGGGGCUUUGUUAAUAGCCGGAGCGGAGACGGCGAAAGGGCUUUUUCGGUCGGUGGCGGCGGCUCGGCGACGCUCCCCGGGCGGCGGCGCGGGUCAGCGAUGGACGGGCUGGCGGUGGAGGUGCGCGGCUCCAACGGCGCCUUUUACAAGGGGUUUGUGAAAGAUGUACACGAAGACUCCGUCACCAUCGCAUUUGAAAACAACUGGCAACCUGAGAGACAGCUUCCCUUCAACGACGUGCGCUUGCCACCGCCUGCAGAUUUCAACAAAGAGAUCAGUGAAGGAGAUGAGGUUGAGUUCCUUGGAGCAAAAGGAGGUGUCCUAUCAGGUAUAUUCGAGAGCCAAUGAGCAUGAGCCUUGUGGAUGGUGGAUGGCGAGGGUCCGGAUGAUGAAGGGAGAUUUUUACGUCAUAGAAUAUGCUGCCUGUGAUGCCACUUACAAUGAAAUAGUCACAAUGGAGAGGCUUCGUCCUGUCAAUCCCAACAAGACUGCCACCAAGAACCUGUUCUACAAACACACUAUUCCCGUGCCAGAAGACCUUAAAGAAGCCUGUGCAAAUGAGAAUGCCCACAAGGAUUUCAAAAAAGCUGUUGGAGCCCACUCCAUUGUGUACAAUGCCGCCAGCAAUGAGUUGGUCCUGCUGUCCAUAAACGAGUCAACUGUGAAGCGUGCGGGCUUGCUGAGUGACAUGCAUUUCCGCAGUAUUCGUACCAAACUGAUGCUGAUGUCCCGAAAUGAGGAGGCCACUAAACACCUUGAGACCACUAAGCAGCUAGCAGCUGCAUUCCAAGAGGAGUUCAGUGUCCGAGAGGAUCUGAUGGGGCUUGCCAUCGGAACGCAUGGUGCCAACAUUCAGCAGGCCAGGAAGGUUCCUGGGGUCACAGCAAUAGAACUCGACGAAGACACUUGCACGUUCCGAAUAUAUGGAGAGACACCAGAAGCAGUGAAACAGGCUAGAGGCUACCUAGAAUUCUCUGAAAACUCUGUCCAAGUGCCACGCAGCCUGGUUGGCAAAGUUAUCGGCAAGAAUGGGAAAGUGAUUCAGGAGAUUGUGGACAAGUCCGGUGUGGUCAGGGUUCGAAUUGAAGGAGACAAUGAUAAGAAGCUACCCAGGGAGGAGGGGAUGGUUCCAUUCACGUUCGUUGGCACCAAGGAGAAUCUCGUCAAUGCACAAGUGCUCCUGGAAUAUCACCUGUCGUACCUGACGGAGGUGGAACAGCUGCGGUUGGAGAGGCUACAGAUUGACGAGCAGCUCCGACAGAUCGGUGUGGGGUACCGUCCCUUGUCUAGCCGUGCAGACAAGGAGCGUGGCUACGCCACAGAUGACAGCACUGCUUCCUCCAUGCACAGCUCGCGCUCCUACAGUGGCCGGGGACGUGGCCGGCGAGAUAACAACUCCGAUUUCUCCAAUGCUUCUGAGACUGAAUCCGAGCGCAGGGAUGAUCCGAGUGAUUGGUCACUUGGCCAGGCCGAGGAAGAGCGGGAGCGCAGGCAGGGCUCGGAUACCAACCGCAGGAGACCAGCCGGAGGCCGUGGGCGAGGGGGUGCCCCUAACGCAAGAGGUCGCGGUGCAGGACGAGGGGGGACGUCCUCUAUCAGCGCAGUGCUCAAAGACCCAGACAGUAACCCCUACAGCCUGCUGGAGAACGCGGAAACGGAUCAAACGGGGGACACGGAUGCCAGCGAGUCCCAUGCCAACACGAGCAGGCGCCGCCGGUCCCGCAGAAGGCGCACUGACGACGAUGCCACCAUGAUGGACGGUGUAGUGGAGUCUGAUAGUGCGUCCAUCAACGAGAAUGGUGUGGAUGAGAUCGAGGGGAGACUCCCGCGACGUAACAGGAGCCGAAGACGUCGCAACCGUGGUAGCAGACUGGACAGUUCACUGAGCAGAGACAGGCAACCAGUUACAGUGGCCGAUUACAUUUCCCGCGCCGAGUCUCAAAGCCGACAGCGCAUCACGCAAAAGGAGCGAUCAGAGAAAACCCCCCAGCCAGAGCCGGAAGAGAAGCGACCGGAGCGAACGGACCCUAGCGACGAGCCCGACGCUGUGCCCAAUGGCCCUGUCACUAGCCCAAACGGCAGCGCAACCAAGACACCAGGCAGCUCCCAGGAGCACGAGCAAGCUGGCCCCACCAUCAAGCAGCAGGCUGUGGUCAAUGGUGUUUCGUAAAACACCACAGCCUCCACCCGUGAAUCUCAGUCCCGCUUGCAUCAUGUUUAUUCAAUAGUGCUUGUCAAAGCUUGCCAAAGAUAGAAAUUGAAUACUACUUACUACCCGACUCGACACAGCACUGGCCCUCCCCUUAUCUCCGCACCGGCCGGAGGUUUGAGGGGAGGUGUUCUGACGUAUAUGUGUAUCUGUUUUUUGAGAUUUAAUUAAAAAGUUCGAGGAAAUUUAAAAAAACACACACAAAAAAAAACACAUUUAAAUAAAGAUGUUGUGCCUUCUGACAGUGUGAAAGAAAAGUGGGGUUUUGUUUUCCGAAGUUUCGAUGGCAGAGAUCAGUGACUGAUAUAUAUCUUGAGGUUUGGUUAUAGAAGCUGAAGAUGGAUAGAUCAGAAAAAAGUCUGGUAGAGUGGAGAAAAAGGUCAGUUACUUAAAGCUGUUUAAAACAAAAUAAAAAAAACUUUUUUUUAAAAAAAAGCAACAUAGGAAAUGAGUAUGCAACCACUUCUGGUAAGGAGACACUGUAUAAAACGAUGCAGUCUGUAUUACUUGCACUGAUUAGUAAAUCAAAGGAACAACUAAUGUAAACUGCGGGGAAAAUCAAAACAGGAAAAAAAAAAGUGAGUCGGGUCAUUGCUGGUUAGAAAUGUAGGAGAAACACUGGAGACGGUGCGGAGAGAGAGAGGGAGAGAGAGAGGAGUCGUGGACAAGGGCUCCAGGAGCAGCGGCAGAAAGGAGAUUGUCAGGAAGGUCAGAGGUCGGACAAAGCAGCUUCAUUUAAAAGGUUAAUUUAUUUUCACUGUACAGUAUUUAAAAACCAAACUCUCAGCCUAGCUGUUGUUUUCAUCACACUAACCUAAAGCCCAGAGUUCUUUGGUAGGGAUGUAUAACUGAGGCACUGCGGCAGUUUUUGAUACUGUAACCCACUAUGCUGUAGGAGGAAGGAUGGACAGAUGGUGUGUGUGAUCAUGAGAUAUCAUAAGCAGCAAAAAGAAGCUCCUAAUCUUAACUAUUCUUUGUUUUCCUUUCAAAUUACUUCAUGACCCUACUUACAAAAGACCCAAGGACGGAGGCACUUGGCUCUGGUAUUGUGACAUGGGACACCACAGAUCCAGCAUCAGUAGCCACUUGGCUCUCGAGAUAUCUCAGAGCCCCUGCUGGGAUGUGAUGGUGUCGGCUUGAGGUGAAUGAGCCACUGGCUAUGGGCCAGAGUCCUUGGGGUGGGUGGGGGGGGGGGGGAGGGUGGGGGGACGGGGUGAGUGUACCUUGUAGUUGGUGCCACACCCAACAGGAGGUGGUCUGAGUGACCAGCUGCUCGCAGUGAGAGCAGCAGUCAGGUUGAAGUUGGGUGGUGUGCCCAGUGUUACAACGACUUUCCCACUCACGUACAUGUAGUGUGGGUGGCAAGGUUGGAACCACAAAUGAAGUAAUUUUGUUUCUGUGUUCCAAGUUUUUUUUUAUUUCGCCCACUGUGCAUCUUGGACAGUUUGAAGGAUGUUUGAGCCUGCUCUAUGGUGUUGGUUUGGAUCUGUUUCGUACACUGGUUGUUUAACACUUGGAAACCCAGAUGUCGUCUAAGCUGAAGGGUUCCUGUCUCCAACUGUCUUGUGUAUGAGAUCCCAAACUAUUGUUUGUCCUUUAGUUUUGUUUUUCUAUUUUUUUUAUUUUGUUUCUUUUGGUUGAUGUGCAAUAUGUUUUUUUGUAUGCAAGUAGUUACACAAUAAAGUUUGA
Pristis pectinata (smalltooth sawfish) is the source of this 3916-nucleotide messenger RNA. RefSeq names its product RNA-binding protein FXR1-like. Gene Ontology annotation, biological process: anterograde axonal transport; DNA damage response; regulation of dendrite morphogenesis. NCBI's taxonomy places the organism in Eukaryota, Metazoa, Chordata, Chondrichthyes, Rhinopristiformes, Pristidae. The coding region runs from base 182 to 2188 and encodes 668 amino acids. The transcript has 18 exons. The record is from RefSeq and is a predicted model, not a curated record. Gene Ontology annotation, molecular function: translation regulator activity; protein homodimerization activity; mRNA 3'-UTR binding. Gene Ontology annotation, cellular component: presynapse; neuronal cell body; dendritic filopodium.